Messenger RNA from Ceutorhynchus assimilis (cabbage seed weevil), 1997 nucleotides. The record is from the annotation of a GenBank genome assembly. NCBI's taxonomy places the organism in Eukaryota, Metazoa, Arthropoda, Insecta, Coleoptera, Curculionidae.
GGUUCAUUAAACUUCAAUUACCCUAAAAACAUUAAUGAUUUUGGGAUAUCUGCAAGUCAUUAAUACAAAUAGUCCAUUUUGCAAUAAUUUGCGACUCAAUUCUCCAAAGGGCUUAUCGUUUCAAAUUCUUAUUUACUCUAAUCACCAACAAUAGAAUUUAAGUUUUAAGAUAAGAAUUUCUAAUUUCUAUUAUAAUAUAAUCAAACUUAAUGGUUGCAUAAUUGUAACAAUAAUUAUGAGUAAAGAGGUUGAUAAAAGUGAGUAUACUAGUGUGAGUCAAAAUGUGAAGAUUGUGCCCAUCAAAAAAGCUCCUACUAUAGGGCACAGGCAUUUACAAGCCUUCCUAUACUUCCUAAUGGGAUUUGUUGCUUUUGGAUUUCGAGUAUGCCUAUCAGUUAAUAUUGUAGCCAUGACAGACCCUUUGGUCAAUUCGAAUCCGGAUAUUCCAACAUAUCCUCACUGGACCAAAAAGAAUCUCAUUCUAUCGUCAUUUUUCUGCGGCUACAUGCUGCCUCAAAUUUUUGCAGCUUACGUAGCCAAAAAAUACGGAGCUAAAUGGUUUUUGGUUGGAACUAUGACAGUUCAAUCACUAUUAAGCUUUUUAACUCCAUUUACUGCAGCUCAUUUUGGAGAAAUUGGCAUGAUGAUCAGCAGAGUCAUGCAAGGAUGCUGUCAAGGAUUUAUAUUUCCUUCUUGUGCUCAUUUUCUGAGUGUCUGGAUACCGCCCCAAGAACGGUCCAGAAUUGGUUCCACGAUUUACACUGCUGGAAAAGGUGGUACUCUAUUUGCCCUUAUAAUUACAGGCCUACUAGCGGCCAGCAGCUAUGGAUGGCCAAUGGCUUUCCAUUUUUUUGGCGUUUGUGGACUUGGGUGGUGCAUUUUAAUGAUUAUUUUCGGUUAUGAUACCCCUCAAGAAGAUUCUAGAAUAAGCUGCGUUGAACAAGAGUAUAUUGAAACAAGUUUAGGUUACACGCAAGACGCAGUUAAUCUUAAAACACCUUGGCGUAAAAUAUUAACUUCAGUGCCUGUAUGGGCUCUUCUAGCAGCUCAAACUGGAAGCAAUUAUUGUUUUUGGACUAUCCUAACUCAAAUACCUUCAUAUAUGAAUUAUAUGAUGAAUUUUGAUUUAAAAAAAAACGGUUUUUGGUCAGCAAUGCCGUAUUUAGUUUUCUGGAUACUUGGCACUGUGUUUGGAAUUCUUUCCGAUUGGAUGAUCAACAAAGGAAUUGUGUCGCGUGGAGCUGCAAGAAAAAUUUUCAAUUCUAUAGGUCUUUUAAUACCAGCCUGUGCCCUUAUAGCUUUAGGAUUCACAAGAUCGGAUCAAACCACUCAAGCAGUGGCAUUGUUGAUAAUUGCAGUGGGUUUAAAUGCUGCGUGUUUUUCCGGGUUUGCUGUAAACCAUGUGGAUUUGUCCCCGAAUCACGCCGGUUCCCUUAUGGGUUUUUGCAAUGGUUUUGCUCAAACUUCUGGAAUAAUUGCUCCGUUGAUGGUGCAACUUUUUAUACACGAUGUGAGAAACCCCCUCGAAUGGCGAAAUGUGUUUUUCCUCGCAGCUGCAGUUAACAUAGUAACUAGUACUGUUUAUGAUUUAUUUGGAUCUGGGGAAAUUCAGCCAUGGAAUAGUGUAGAGAGUGAAGAAGAUGAUAAAAAAUAAUGUUUUGAACAGAAUGAUGAAUAUAGAAAUGGUCACAAAAAGACAACUGCAAAGAUUUUCACUUGCCUACAAAAUCUCAAUAGUUUUUUUUUUUUCAUGUAAUUCAAAUAGAGCUUUUCAUAAUCUAUUAUUUUUUCCCUGAAAUCCUCAAGUUCUAUCCUAUUGAAAAAAAGUUGAAAUGUCUAUAAAGAAUCAAAUUUUUCCAAUUUCUCUUUAUUUCUCAAUUUUUGUCUAUUCCCGGCUCUUGAGUUUCAGUUUUCUUAUAAAUUUCUCUAAAUAGAGAAAAUUUAAGAGUUUGGACUGGAAAUAAAAUAUUUUGUGUCUACUUGCUUAUCAAAUUUUU